AUGUCUGAGCGCGGCAACUUCCGGGGCGGCCGGGGCGGCAGAGGCGGCGAUCGUGGAGGACGCGGGGGCUCGCGCGGCGGACACGCUGGCCAGCAGGAGCGGCCCAAGAAGGAAAACAUUCUUGACCUGGGAAAGCUCAUGGACAAGGAGAUCAGCGUCAAGUUCAACGGCGGCCGCGAGGUGACGGGUACGUUGAAGGGCUACGAUCAGCUCAUGAAUCUGGUGUUGGACGACGUGAAGGAGGUCAUGCGCGAUGACGAAGGCAAUGAAACCACCCGCUCCCUCGGCCUUACUGUUGCGCGCGGCACUCUGCUUGUCCUCAUCUCGCCACUUGACGGCAGCGAAGAAAUUGCCAACCCGUUCGCCCCACCGGAGGACGAGUGA
Messenger RNA from Lasiodiplodia theobromae, 384 nucleotides. Its product is annotated as Small nuclear ribonucleoprotein. Gene Ontology annotation, biological process: nuclear-transcribed mRNA catabolic process; mRNA splicing, via spliceosome. Lineage: Eukaryota; Fungi; Ascomycota; Dothideomycetes; Botryosphaeriales; Botryosphaeriaceae. The record is from RefSeq and is a predicted model, not a curated record. The transcript is spliced from 3 exons. Gene Ontology annotation, molecular function: RNA binding. Gene Ontology annotation, cellular component: U6 snRNP; U2-type prespliceosome; Lsm1-7-Pat1 complex. Bases 1 to 384 code for a protein of 127 amino acids.